This is a messenger RNA of Orbilia oligospora ATCC 24927, 3498 nucleotides long. RefSeq lists its product as uncharacterized. NCBI's taxonomy places the organism in Eukaryota, Fungi, Ascomycota, Orbiliomycetes, Orbiliales, Orbiliaceae. Gene Ontology annotation, molecular function: ATP binding; ATP hydrolysis activity; copper ion binding. Gene Ontology annotation, biological process: copper ion homeostasis; monoatomic cation transport. The coding region runs from base 1 to 3498 and encodes 1165 amino acids. Gene Ontology annotation, cellular component: membrane. The record is from RefSeq and is a predicted model, not a curated record. The transcript has 3 exons.
AUGGAGAAGGGGAUGGAGGAGAUGAUGAUGAAGGAGGACAAUGUCCUUCUAAUCAAGACAACCCUCUUCAUAUCCAAUAUCCACUGUCCUACCUGUACCGAUCUCAUCCAAUCCACCCUCGCCUCUCUCACUCCUCCUCCAGCUUCUCACAAUGCUUCCAUCCUCUCAAACAGGGUCGAGGUCUUCCAUUCUCCCCUCCUCCCUCCUCAGAAGAUCAUAAAGGCCCUCAACCUUGUCGGCUUUGACAUUGAAUCAUGCCUCUCAAGCUCCGGUGGUGAUGAAGAGUCCCAGCGUGUCGCUGCCCAGAGGUCUCCAUACCUCCUCGAAGGCCUUGGUGGUAACCUCAUUCGAAAGAUGGAAUCCAAGAAGCGAAAGCGGCACGAAGAACUCUGUGGUCAAUGCCGCUCUGAAAAGGCUGGUGCCACCUCCCCAUCCCCCUAUGGUUCAUCCGAAGCUAUCGCCCGCCCGAUUCCAUUGCACACCAAGCUGUACGGUGAUUCUCAUGCAUCAAAUACAGCUUCUGGUGCUGGUAGUCCCACCGUAGAAAGAAGGCAGCCGUUUCCUUCCCCGCUUGAUGCUGUCGCUGCUAAAGAUUCCGACGACGAAAAGUGGCUUGCUACUCUGGCAAUUCAGGGUAUGACAUGCUCUGCCUGUGUCAAUUCGAUCCGUCAGAACCUUCGGGCCUUCGGUUUCAUCGAAAAGGCCGAGAUAAGUGCUCUCACACACAGUGGAAAUAUCAUAUUCUUCGGGAAACAUAACAUGGACACGAUUGUCGAGGCAAUCGAAGACGGUGGUUAUGAUGUUGAAGUUGUCGACCUCACUCCCUUCAACCCCAAUGAAUACGAAACUCGUGAGCGAACAAUGACACUUCAGAUCAAUGGCCUAUACUGUCCAAAGUGUCCACCUAAGAUCAUGGAAGCCGUUGAAAACUUCGCCUCCUCACAGGUGACGGUCAUCAAACCCAUAACAUCCCCCAAGGUCCCUGAGAUAACUAUUAAAUACACUCCCCAGCCCGACAUCACGGCUCGAAAGCUAAUCGAAAGGAUCGAAUCCGUCGAUCCGGCUUUCAAAGUAAUAGUAAAGCCUUCUCAAUCCUUAGAGGACCGCAGUGCCCUCGUCCACAAGGCUGAAGUCCGUCGCAUCGGCGUUCGGCUCCUUCUCAGUGUCAUCUGUGCAAUCCCUGCUUUCAUCAUCGGUAUCGUGUUCAUGGCGCUUCUUCCCAAGGACAAUAAAUACCGAGUAUGGUCUGAGAAGCCGAUUUGGAGUGGUACUGCAAAUGUGUCGGAGUGGUCAUUAUUGAUAAUAUCGACUCCUGUAUACUUCUUUGCUGCUGAUCUGUUCCACGUCAGAGCCUACCAGGAAAUGCGUGGACUGUGGAGCCGUAAGAACCCUAAGCCGGUUUGGAAGAAGUUUAUGAAAUUUGGGAGCAUGAACUUGCUGAUGUCAUUGGGAACGACUGUUGCCUACUUCUCGUCAAUUGCACUCCUAGCUAUUAAUGCUGCUCAACAGCCUGAAGCAAUAGAUCUUGGCCAUCAUGGAAUGCAAAUGCAGGCUGAGAUGAAGAAGAGCGAAAUCGCCCAUGCUACUUAUUUUGAUGCCGUUGUAUUCCUCACAAUGUUCUUGCUAUUUGGCCGCCUUCUUGAAUCUUAUAGCAAAGCCAAAUCAGCGAACGCUGUCAGCCUCCUUGGCAACUUACGUCCGAAGGAAGCCAGACUCUUGAUUAACCCUGCUUCCACAGAGACCACAACCGUCCCCGUCGAACUCCUCGAAGUUGGUGAUCAUGUGGUCGUCGCUCAUGGCCAAUCCCCUCCACUCGACGGCAAAAUAAUCACAGGUUCCGGGCAAUUCGACGAAUCUGCUUUAACAGGUGAAUCUCGUCUCGUUACCAAAACUACCGGCGACGAAGUUUUUGCAGGAACAGUAAAUCAAGGCCAGCCUAUUACAAUCGAAAUACAGAGCAUCUCAGGCAAGUCUAUGCUUGAUAAUAUCGUUCGCAUCGUUCGGGAAGGGCAAGUUCAGCGGGCACCUAUCGAACGUGUUGCUGAUCUUAUCACUGGAUACUUUGUCCCUGUUGUAUCGUACUUGGCCGUCCUGACAUGGGUUAUUUGGCUCUCCCUUGGUUACUCUGGUGCCAUUCCCUCAGAAUGGGUCGAAGGAAACCAAGGAGGGUGGGCAGUGUGGAGUAUGAGUUUCGCCAUCGCAGUGUUUGUUAUUGCAUGUCCCUGUGGUAUUGGAUUGGCGGCACCGACAGCGCUGUUCAUUGGCACAGGGCUUGCGGCACGAUAUGGAAUUUUGGCAAAGGGUGGCGGUGAAGCGUUUCAAGAAGCCAGUUGGCUCGAUGCUGUUGUGUUUGACAAAACUGGGACACUAACACAUGGAGGGGAACCAGAGGUUGGAGAUGCUGUUGUUGUUGGAUACACCGAGGAAGAGAAAGAGUGGGCAUGGGGUCGAACAGUUUUAGGAAUCGCCGAAGGGUUGGAGAGUGCCAGUGGCCAUCCGUUGGCCAAGGCAGUGCUCAAGCAUGUCAAGGCAGAGGGAGGAGAAAAUGUUGAACGACUAACCGUCGAGGAAAUUCCUGGACGCGGUGUCACCGGAACAUUCAAGAUUCAUGGCGUGGAAGUCGAAGCUUUCAUUGGGAAUGAGGCUUUUAUGCACGAAGAAGGAGUUGUCAUCUCGCAGCAGGUUAAGAAUACUUUGGAAAAAUGGAAGCAGGAAGCCAAGUCCGUGAUCGUACUUGCCGCAGAGAGGAAGUUUGAUGGACCUGCGCCUAGUGGACUAGAGAUUGGAGAAACACCAACAGUUCUAGCUUACUUUUCGGUUUCAGAUCAAAUCCGACCUGAAGCUGGAUAUGUAAUUUCAGAACUGGACAAAAUGGGAAUCAACGUCUACAUGAUUACUGGCGACAAUGCAACUACUGCUUCUGCGGUGGCAAAGACCGUAGGUAUCCCAGCCGAAAACGUUAUCGCUGGAGUCCUCCCCCACGAGAAGGCAGAACAAGUCAAAUAUCUACAACAAACGGCACAGUUACGACGACAUACGGGCAUCGCAGCCUUCUUCCACAGGAAGAGAAGCGUAAAGAAUGCAAACACCCGACCUAGAGUCGCAAUGGUCGGCGACGGUAUCAACGAUUCACCUGCACUGGUUACUGCAGAUGUGGGGAUCGCGAUUGGAAGCGGUAGCGAUAUUGCACUUAGCUCUGCAAGUUUUAUCUUGCUUCGUGAAGAUCUAAGACAGGUCCUUGUCCUCAUGGAACUUGCGAGGAAGGUUAUUAGACGGGUCAAGUUUAACUUCUUUUGGGCGGCGAUUUACAAUGUCAUUGGGAUUCCUAUUGCAGCCGGGGUGCUUUAUGGAUACAAGAGGACGAGGUUGGAUCCAAGUUGGGCGGCUUUGGCAAUGGCUGGGAGCAGUGUCAGCGUUGUGGCGAGUAGUUUGCUGUUGAGGAGUAGGAUUAGGGGUUUGGGAUUUAGGAUUAAAAGGAAUUGGAGAAGCAAGGAGUGA